GUUUUAUUUAAAAACUCUUAAAUUCGUUGACUGUAAGUUAAAAUAUGGCUUUAAAAAGAGUCAAGGGAAGUAUUGAUAGAAUCUUUGAUAAAAGUCUUCAAGAUCUUGUGAGAGGAAUACGAAACCACAAGAGUAAUGAGGCGCAUUAUGUCUCCUUGUGUGUCGAUGAAAUUAAGUUGGAAUUAAAACAAGAGAAUAUUGCAGUGAAAGCUAAUGCUGUCAACAAGCUAAUAUAUUUACAAAUGUUGGGUUAUGAUAUAAGCUGGGCUGCUUUCAACAUUAUUGAAGUGAUGAGCUCACCUAAAUUUACUUUCAAGAGAAUUGGAUACCUUGCUGCUUCCCAAUGUUUUCAUUCCGAGACCGAUGUUCUAAUGUUAACCACCAACAUGAUAAGAAAAGAUCUUGGUUCCCAAAAUUUCUUUGAUGCUGGCAUAGCUUUGAAUGGAUUGUCUUGCUUCAUUACGCCAGACCUUGCCCGGGACCUUGCUAAUGAUAUACUAGCAUUGAUGACAUCAAGUCGCCCAUACACACGCAAACGUGCAGUUUUAAUUUCUUAUAAAAUCUUCCUGUGUUACCCUGAAGCUUUGAGACCAGCUUUUCCAAGAUUGAAGGAAAAAUUAGAAGACCCUGAUCCAGGUGUCCAAUCUGCUGCUGUGAAUGUUAUCUGCGAACUUGCAAGAAAAAAUCCCAAGAACUACUUGUCUCUGGCUCCAGUGUUUUUCAAACUAAUGACAUCUUCAACAAAUAACUGGGUUCUCAUUAAAAUUAUUAAACUGUUUGGAGCCCUUACACCCCUGGAACCUCGACUUGGGAAAAAGUUGAUUGAACCGCUGACUAACCUCAUACAUAACACAUCUGCUAUGUCCCUGUUGUACGAGUGCAUCAACACAGUUGUACAAGGAAUGCAAGACCAUGGUUCAUCAAUUCAGUUGUGUGUACAAAAGCUGAGGAUACUUAUUGAAGAUUCUGAUCAAAACUUAAAAUAUCUUGGUCUUCUUGCGAUGUCACGCAUUUUAAAAACUCAUCCGAAAGCUGUACAAGCACACAAGGAUUUGAUCUUGCAGUGUUUGGAUGACAAAGAUGAAUCAAUUCGAUUACGAGCGCUGGACUUAUUAUUUGGAAUGGUUUCCAAGAAGAAUUUGAUGGAAAUAGUUAAGAAAUUAAUGAUCCACGUUGCAAAGGCAGAUGGAAGUCAAUACAGGGAUGAAUUAAUCAGCAAAAUAAUCGAAAUUUGUUGCCAAAAUAAUUUUCAGUAUAUUACUAACUUUGAGUGGUACAUCAGUGUAUUGAUAGAACUAACUAGAAUAGAUGGUUCAAGUAGUCAUGGGGGCUUAAUUUCAUCGCAAAUACUCGAUGUUGCUAUCAGAGUGAAAAGUAUUCGACAAUUUGCUGCUCAUCAAAUGGCCACAUUACUGGAGAAUGCUCAUGCGUUAAUGAGUCAACUUCAUCGUAAUGGAAUGGAGGAAGUAUUAUACGCAGCUGCUUAUAUUUGUGGGGAGUUUGCUCAAUUUGUUGAGAGCCCAGAUUGUUUGAUUCAUGCCAUGGUUAGACCACGUGCUACUACACUACCCAGCCAUAUACAAGGUGUAUACUUGCAUAAUGUAAUGAAGCUGUAUGCUGUUGCAUUGAAACGUGCUGAAGAUAGUGAUGAUAAAGGAGUUGGUCUCACACAGUCGUUACAAGAGAAAUUACCCAUCUUUAUUCAAAGCUCCAACCUUGAAGUGCAGGAGAGGGCCUCAUGUAUUCUCACAUUGCUGAAAUACAUAGAAAAGUUGCAAAACAAAGGAUUAUUUGAAGUGGAUGAGUUUUCUUGUUUAUUUAAAGGAGAAUUAAACCCAGUUGCCCCGAAAGCUCAACGCAAAGUUCCUGUUCCUGAGGGGUUGGACUUGGAUGCUUGGAUCAACGAUCCUCCAUCCUCUUCAGAAGAUGAAGAUGCCAAGGAGGAGCAGAAGAUGGAGUAUGAGCGAUCAUAUAAUGACUUCUAUUCACCCACCAGUGAGAAGAGGAGGGAAUAUUCACAAGAAGAACUAAAUAAAUUACGCGAGGAACGCAUGGUUGAACAAGCGAACAACCCCAACUACUUGAUGUCAAAGAAAGCUGAAGGAUAUAUGAAUCCUGAUGAAGAAAGUGAAGCAGGAAGCAUUAACCUUGAUAUAUCAGUACCUCUACAUGUGCCUGGGUUGCCUAGCAGUGAUAGGUAUUUUAAAAUGGAACAAGAUCGGAGACGUCGUCAAAGAGCAGAACGCGUUGUUAAAAAGAAGAAAGCUAAAAGAGGAAAACAUGGGAGGAAGAGAGAGGAGCAGGAGGAGCCAGAGGAAGAGGAGGAUAUUGCUCCUGUGCAUGCAGUGGAAAUUGUUAAUGAAGAAAUGCCAGAGGGAGCUGUGAAAACGGAUUCUGAAGAUGAAAAUCCAUCGAUCGAUCCUCACAAAGCUCUCGAUAUUGAUCUUGAUUCACCAUUAACUGCAUCGGAAGCUUUACCAAAACCAAAGCACCGAGAAACAAGUGCUAAGCUUAUUAUAGAAGAACCAGAAAAGAAAGAAAAACCAUCGAAAAAGAAAAAACAUAAAAAAGAGAAAAAGCACAAGAAGAAACAUCAUUCUGCACCUGUUGAAAGUUUGUUGGUUGAUGAAGUUGAUGUUGAUAGGACAGUGAAUGGUCAUCAACAUCAACAGGUUGAUCAACAAGAUGUUGUUCAAGUUAAAAAAGAGAAAAAGGAAGAUGAUUUGAGUUUUUGGUUAAAUGAUUCAAGUGAAAAGAUGGAAGAACCUGUAGUGAAUGGUGUGGCUGUAGAGGAUGACAAGCCAACACAAAAAAUUUCAAAAGAAAAAAAGAGAAAUAAAAAAGCAAAGAAAUCGAAAAGAAAAUCUGUAGAAGUAGAAGAACCACCCCCACCUUCUGAACCACAGAUCCAAAUGAGUCGAUAUACAUUGCUUGCUGAAAACAAAGACAUGAGAAUUGAGUUCGAAACACGAUCCAUACCACGACAAGAAAAGAAAAUCACUGUAUCUUGUGUUUUCUCCAAUUUAUCUUCAAGUUUUAUCAAAACUAUUGAGUUUAAUGUCCUUGAUACAUUGAAUACAAGACUGAUUCGAGAUGGUGGUAGCUCGUCACAUGACGCUGUGCGAAUCCCUUUUUCCUUGCCACCUUCAGCAAGGAAUGAAUGUCAACUUGAGUUCACGGCAUCCAGUGUUACCAUGCCACAGCGACUUAAGGGUACCAUAACAUACAUGGUACAGGAUGAUACGAAACAACAUACUAACCAAGAGAAACUGGACUUCAAAUUACAUCUGCCAUGUUCCGCGUAUCUUAUAUCAACACCACUGUCAAGUGAUCGCUUCACCAAGUUGUUAUCAUCUGGUGAAGUUACAGACAAAGCUUCAUAUCAGUUCAACAACACAGACAUGACUUUAGAAUUAAUGCUGCAGAAACUUUGUUUCUACAUUAAAUUUGCUGUUGUAGAACAAAUUGGGAACAGUGCUUCACUUUAUUCGUCAUCUAUUCAGAAACACCAUGUUUGCUUGCUGGUUAAAAGUGUGGGCAAUGGUAUAAGCAUCGAUGGAAAAAGUGAUAAUAGUUCGUUGCUAUCUAAUAUAAUGGAUGAAGUCAAAAUGGUGGGGAAAACAUAAGAUCAUAUCCUGUAUGUGAGAUAAUGGUUUUGUGCAAAGGGGCAUUUUGGUGUUAAAUGAUCAUUAAUAGCCAAACAACACAAGAAGACGAUUUUUUGCAUAAUACAAUAUUUAAAUCCAUCGUUUUAUCUCCAAGACGAUUUAAAAAUGAGCAAUCACCUUAAAUGUUGUACUAAUAUUGUAUUGUUCUUAUACUGGCACUCCACAUUUGAAUUAGCAUAUUAAAUUUCUUAUUUAUUUUAGUUAGACAUGAAAUACUAUUAUGUAGUCACUACAUUUUGUUUGGUGCUUACUCUAUCAUUGCCCAACAAAAAUUUUACUGUUUUUGAAAAUAAUUUUUGUGUCGAAUGUAACCAUAUGUAUAUGUUAUUUAUCGUAUAUCAUUUGUAAGAUGUCUAUGUUCUACACGCUGUACAUUUAUUGCAUAAUAUAACAUUAGUGGAAAUUAGAAUGGUCUAUGGUUAACUUACGUGGCUUGGUCGAAUCAUCAUUUCAUAAAUACAAGGUUUGUGAAUCAUAUA
Messenger RNA from Ciona intestinalis (vase tunicate), 4147 nucleotides. NCBI's taxonomy places the organism in Eukaryota, Metazoa, Chordata, Ascidiacea, Phlebobranchia, Cionidae. The record is from RefSeq and is a predicted model, not a curated record.